UCAAUUUUAUUAUUACAGAAACAGUAAUAAUGUUGUAUCAUAAUGUUUUCAAAUUUAUAUUAUUUAAAAAAAAUAUGUUUUGUUAUACAUUGUUAUAGGAAAUACUGACCUCGUUUAGACUAAAGUGAUCUUAACCAGGAAGUUCCAAACCCAACAAAAUGGCGUCAUCUGGAGGAGAUGUUGACUGGGGUGGGGUACAAAAAGUGCUAAUUUCAGCAUCCCAAUCAUCAUUCAAGACCUGUGACAUAUCAAUUCUUGUUGAUUGUAUAUUGAAGAGUAAAAAAGAAUUACUUGAACACGAGGACAAAUAUGAGAGUUUCUACUCAUGUGUGGUAUCUCUAUCAACACAUUACAUCACUAAUUGUGCAUAUUGCUUGCCCAAGUCUAAGCUGAGUAAGGUCGUGAAUGCAUGUCACAUCCUUAUGAACUUCUGCCUGCAGCGAAUGCUAAAGUAUUAUGAAUUCUGUGCAGUUUCCCAGAGGAACUUGAUGUCGUUGAUUGAGGGUCUGUGCACUGGAUGUGGCCAGCUGCAGAGGAGCAACAUCAUCACGUUGACUGCAAUGCUCAAGUCAUCUCAGAUGCCACCUUCAUCAUCUAAGUCCAAAGCCACAGACUCAGCAGCUCUCAUCAAAGUCAGUGAGAUGAAGACUCAAUCACAGACUGAGUUUCUGGAGACUUUAAUGUCAUCGUUCUCUGAGAUUUCCCCCAACAGUGGUAGCAUCAGCGCAGUAAGAACUAGAGUGGAUAAUAUCAAAGAGGAACAGGAAGUGUAUGAGAAUAUCUACCAACCAGGUAUGAAUAUUGACUCCAAGACUUUUUUUGCUGCAAGGAAUAUCGACAAUCUGCAUUCAUUAGGAGGCGGCGACAUCCUGCUGGACGUGUGUCUAAAUUUGUCGUUCCUCUUACGUUACAUCGGGUACUAUCAAGAUGCUGUCAAGGGAAACCAGUUUAUCUUGCCUGGUAGCAUAUCUGAAGUUGUAUCAAUGAAGAACAGCUAUCAGUCGCUGCUGAAUGACAUGUCCAUUGUGUCACGUGUCUUGUCGUUGCCCAUUUUGGAACCGUUAACACCAAGCCAUCUGGAGAAAUUGACUACUAUCAUCAUGAGCUGUCUGUAUGCUGCUGUGGCAGCCGUUUCAUCCCACACCAUCCUGAACAUUGCCAGUCUUCACCAGAUUAAAGGCUUGCAAGUGGUGAAGGACAGCGAUCAUGAAAAGCAUGCAAAACUCAUCGUAAAGAAAGGGCUUGCUAUGUUCAGCACCUUAUCAUCAGCAAUACAGUCAUCUAUACGAGCUGGAGGACAUAAUCUUCAAAAUUUGAACAUGCUUGGAGCAUGGUGUAUCUUCCGUGGACUGGAGCACAUUCUUAAUCUGAAUGCCACAAGUAUUCCAGAAAAGAAGGACCGCGAGGGCGGCACAUCACCUUUGCCUAAGUCUGAAAAGCCUACUUUUGCGAAAACAAAAGACACACCAAUUAGGCCCAGCUCAGCAAAAGGCUAUCAGUCGCUGCUGAAUGACAUGUCCAUUGUGUCACGUGUCUUGUCGUUGCCCAUUUUGGAACCGUUAACACCAAGCCAUCUGGAGAAAUUGACUACUAUCAUCAUGAGCUGUCUGUAUGCUGCUGUGGCAGCUGUUUCAUCCCACACCAUCCUGAACAUUGCCAGUCUUCACCAGAUUAAAGGCUUGCAAGUGGUGAAGGACAGCGACCAUGAAAAGCAUGCAAAACUCAUCGUAAAGAAAGGGCUUGCUAUGUUCAGUACCUUAUCAUCAGCAAUACAGUCAUCUAUACGAGCUGGAGGACAUAAUCUUCAAAAUUUGAACAUGCUUGGAGCAUGGUGUAUCUUCCGUGGACUGGAGCACAUUCUUAAUCUGAAUGCCACAAGUAUUCCAGAAAAGAAGGACCGCGAGGGCGGCACAUCACCUUUGCCUAAGUCUGAAAAGCCUACUUUUGCAAAAACAAAAGACACACCAAUUAGGCCCAGCUCAGCAAAAGGGUUGCAGGGCUUUAGUAGUCUGACAGUAGCUCUAGCUAACAAAGGCUUGAGUCUCUUCAAGACAUUGAUGGAUGACCUUCACAUUGAGAGCUUGACACAGGUGAGUCAGAGACAAAGUGAAGUAGCUGAGAUCAGCAUUGCACCUCAGAACACAGCUAGCAUGCGGGUAAAGGGCAUACUGGAAGGGGCUGAUGUUAUCAACUUCCUAUUCGGUCUCUUCAUCUUCGGAUAUCGUAAGGCUUGCUCAAUUGUACGGAGCAAAAAGGACCAAGCAGGGACAACGGAUGAUAGUUACUCAGACAGCAACUCAGAAAUAAACGAGGACUACGAAGAUGAAUUCAGCAGCUCAGAAGACAGUAGUGAAGAUGAUGACAGUGAACCACUGUUUGGACAUUUAUUCCAUGAUAACCUGUCCCCAAAUGAAGAUUCCAAGGAAAUACCCCCUCCUCCUCCACUUCCGCGUGCACCUGGGAAGGGCGAGGAUGGGAAAGCAUCCAAGUCUGAGUCACCUAACAUCAUGGACCUGCCUGACACUGAAGAACCAGCAGUGUACCUUAGGCUGUCAACUGAGACACUGCAGUUUAUGACUACCUAUCUUCUUAAAUCCAGCAAUGAGUUCAUCCAAUCCUAUUACAGAGCAUCUGUAACUGACGUACAUCUGAUGAAUUUAGCUGGAGUGAUCAAAGAUCUUGAUAAAGAAAUGAUAAAAAUCGACAAUGGUUCUUUAAUGGAGGAGUUCUCAUCAGCACUUUCCCGGUUUACCCACUGCUUAGUUGCAUCUGGACUUCUUUCAAAUUCACUUCAG
This is a messenger RNA of Anneissia japonica, 2795 nucleotides long. RefSeq names its product E3 ubiquitin-protein ligase UBR4-like. NCBI's taxonomy places the organism in Eukaryota, Metazoa, Echinodermata, Crinoidea, Comatulida, Comatulidae. The record is from RefSeq and is a predicted model, not a curated record. The annotation marks the transcript as partial. The transcript has 19 exons.